UACACACUCUCGCAUUAUAUAAUGGUGGCCGAGCAGGCCGAGUGAAGACCCGUACCUCGCUCCUCCGAUCGUCGUCGAGACCCGUGAAGAUGUCUGUUGGUGGAAUAAUUGCACGUACCUUCUCCACGUCGACUGCCGCGCAGAAGCUGGUGAAGCCUCCAAUUCAAGUAUUUGGAUUAGAAGGCAGGUAUGCCACAGCUCUUUUCUCAGCCGCGUCUAAACAGAAGUCUUUGAACGAGGUGGAGAAGGACUUGGUCAGUCUCCAGGGUCUUUUAAAGACAAAUGCUACGCUGGUGGACUUUAUAAACAAUCCUACGAUAAGGCGAAGAGCUAAGGUGGAUAUUUUUAAAGCCAUCGGAAGCAAGGGAGUGAAUCCAGCCACCGGAAAUCUGCUGACGUUACUCGCGGAGAACGGCCGAUUGCCGAAACUCAAUGUGGUCAUCAAUUUGUACAAGAUGCUCAUGGCCGCUAACAGAGGGGAAGUGGUAUGCGAGGUGAUCACCGCAAAUCCGCUUGAUGCCGAUCUGAAGGCGAAACUGGAGUCAACGCUGAAGCGUUUAGUGAAGAAGGGUCAAACCAUUUUGCUCACUGCCAAGGUAGAUCCCUCCAUCAUCGGCGGUAUGAUCGUAUCGGUAGAUGACAAAUACGUAGACAUGAGCGUCGCUAGUAAAAUUAAAAUGUACACUGACCUCAUCCAAACCGCAGUGUAAUGAAGCAUAGUUAUAUGAAGUAAUGAAGUAAACUAUUACUAUGAAGUAAACUCAUAUAUUCGAGUAUCAUGUAAAUUAUCGGACAGAAAUAAAAACUGUACAAUCAAUUAA
Temnothorax curvispinosus is the source of this 821-nucleotide messenger RNA. It is a transcript of the gene ATPsynO, whose product is annotated as ATP synthase subunit O, mitochondrial. Gene Ontology annotation, biological process: proton motive force-driven mitochondrial ATP synthesis. The coding region runs from base 90 to 710 and encodes 206 amino acids. NCBI's taxonomy places the organism in Eukaryota, Metazoa, Arthropoda, Insecta, Hymenoptera, Formicidae. The transcript is spliced from 4 exons. The record is from RefSeq and is a predicted model, not a curated record. Gene Ontology annotation, molecular function: proton-transporting ATP synthase activity, rotational mechanism.